Brassicogethes aeneus is the source of this 491-nucleotide messenger RNA. NCBI's taxonomy places the organism in Eukaryota, Metazoa, Arthropoda, Insecta, Coleoptera, Nitidulidae. The record is from the annotation of a GenBank genome assembly.
CAUUAAGCAUAACCUCAAAAUAAAACAAAAAAUGGAUGAUAAUUUUGAUAUUGAAUGUUCCGAUGAAGAGUUUAAAGAUAUUAAAGGCCCAUGGGAACCUGCUCCGGAAGAAGUUGACAGGAUUUACACUUUAUUGGACAAUGGCGAAAUACCCGAGUUGAGUUGGAAAUGUCCUGGAUAUAAUUCUCCUUCCCCUGAAGCUACUGAAGAGCCUGAGGAAGAAAACGACUUUAAACAGGAAGAGGAAAAAACAGAUUUUGAUUUUAUGGAUGAAAUGAGCUUGCCAAAGUUAAAAAUAAGGAAUAAAGGGGAAGAAAGACUUAAAGGAAGUGCCAAAAAGAAAACAACGUCACUGGAUGGCGUCAUUAAUAAUAUGAGAAGACAUAAUUUGCUUCCCACCUCCAAGAAGAAAGAUAGCAACACAAAAUUAUGACAUAAACACAAAUCUUGUUUCAAGUUAUAAGUAUUAAUGGAAUAAAAUAUUUUUUAUA